UUUAGUUUUGGAAAAGAUCACAGUAUGUUCAACAAACUUUUAUUCCCUUUGGGAGUUGUGUUGGCUAUCUCAGCUUUGGGUAAGAAAAUUUACAAAUAUUCAGUGAUUGAAUCACGAUGCUUGAUAAUGUUCCUUGCCAGCAGUGGGAAGCUAUAUCUUUCAAGUUACAUAGGAUAAUGUAAUUGCUUGAUAAUGUAGCUAUUUUAAACACGUCGCAAUCCGAUUUGCAGAGAUUGUGACAGACAUUAAAAUCUCAUAUCCGAUUAUAAAUAUUUUGAAUUAAAAAUUGGCUGAUUGAAUUCAAAAGGUACUCUAUCCAGUUUUAGUUUCCAGGUCAGUGACCCUACCGGAUCUCUAGUAAAACUGACGGAGACAAGAUAUGACACCAGUUGAAUUGCUGGGAUAGCUGGACUGUAAAGGUUUGGCUUGGGAGGAAAUUAAUUUCCUGCGCAAAAAUUCUUGCAAUUAUGGAAAUCUGCACAACAUUUUUCAAAUUGUAAAUAACCGCAAAUAAUUUCUGAAAAAUCUACACAAAAUGCUUUUGUGAACCAAGCAGAUUUCUGAUCUUCGUCUUUGACAAAAGUAUUUUCUGACUGCAUUGUACUUAGGGAGGCCUAGGGGUGGUAGAGAAGUGCGCUUGGAAAAUUAGAACUUGUGUGUUAUAGUUUCGGGCGAUAAAAUUUAAAUUUGCAACAAGAAAUCCUGAAAUAUUUCAGAUUUCAGUGGACAUCAAGGUGCAGGAUUGCGCGGUCUGCCAUACAUUUUCUGUGAAAAUAUCUGACAUUUCUGCGCAACUUUCCCAAGGAAAAAACAUUCAAAAUAAAACUUUUCAGUCUGGCUCAUACUGGGGGUAUUACAAGACAAUUUGCAACUAAUGAUCUACUGCAUGUCUUUUUUGUUUUGUUUUAGGAAGUGCUCUGAAAUGCAAUGUUUGUACCUACUGGACAACACAGCCAAAAGAACAACAAAAAUGUACUACCACAGUCAACUGUCCAACUGGUACUUCAUAUUGUUACACAGGAUCUGGUGCCUACCAAAAUGGCACAGAAAUUGUUGAUAGAGACUGUGACACUGCGGCUGAUUGCCCCGAUGCUGAAGGAUGGUGUAACCGUGUAACAACAAAAUUGAAUCUGAAAUCGUGUGCUAUUGCAUGUUGUAAUACCGAUAAUUGCAACAAUUAUACCCCAAGCAGUGCAACUGAUGUCAUGGUGACCAAGUUUACUCUUUCCUUGAUGGUGAUUGUUGGCUUUAUUUUUGCUUGACUUGAUGUACUUUGCGUUCUGAUUGUGUAGUUUUACUUAAAUUUACUUAAUUCAAUUGUUGUAAUUUGCCUGAACGUGGUAAAAUUGUGUCUUUAAAAAAAGGUGUUUAAAAUAUGUAGCGUUAUUAGUUUGGGUUAAUUUAGGUGACUAUGUAAUAAAUUGAUAAAAGAUAAAAUCAAUUCGUUCCUUAACGGGCAUGUGUAAUCAAAUGCACUAAAUAAACUAGUUUUGAACUAAAGAGGAGCAGUUUAAUUUGUGUGUAUGUACCUAUGGUCAAGUACAAGGGUCCUCUCAUAUUGGCCUAGGGCCGGUUGUUCAAAAGCCGGUUAACGCUAACCUUGGGUUAAAUUUGCUUAACCUAGGGUUAAAUUUUAACCCUAGGUUACUUUGCGUUGUUCAAAGCUAGGUUAUCCUUAAUUCUCGGUUAAAACAAGGGUUAAAUUUAACCCUCCUCGCUAGGUGGGUUAACUUGCUAAUCGGCCGGUUAACUCGUAUUCAAAAUGGACGUCGGAGGAGUGAAAAAAGAAAACAUGUAAAACUCUUGGUGAAACAAACAGUGUACAAAGAUUUUAUGGAGGAAAAUCAACCUCAAAA
Paramuricea clavata is the source of this 1856-nucleotide messenger RNA. The record is from the annotation of a GenBank genome assembly. NCBI's taxonomy places the organism in Eukaryota, Metazoa, Cnidaria, Anthozoa, Malacalcyonacea, Plexauridae.